AUGACCCUGGACGCCGGCGAGCCCGGCUACGGCAGCAUGGCGGCGCGCACGGCGCUCUCCGGCAGCGUGGUGGACGCAGAGACGGCGCCCCUGCUGAUUCCGGAGGACCCGCAAGAGUACGACCAAUGGCAACCCAUGACCAAAGAGGAGCUGGAGGUAGCCGCCGGGAGCGCAGGGUGGAAAAAGCUACGCACCCGGUUGGUGGUGGUGUUCUGGCUGGCCUGGUUAGCCAUGCUCUGCACGUCCGUAGCGAUCAUCGUGAAAAGCCCUCGGCCAAUUGCCGCGCCGCUCCGGUGGUGGCAGAAGUCGUUGUUCUACCAACUCCAGCCGGUUCUGUUCGUGGACCCGCAGGCCGAGGAGCAAGGGGGCAUCAGCGGGGUCUGUGAUCACAUUUCCUACUUUAAGUCCCUUGGUGUAGGGGCCCUAAUCCUGGAGGGUCUUUUUCUUAAGGGGAUGUCUCCUUCAGACAUUAAAGUGAUCAAUGAAAGCAUUGGGACAGUGCCUCAAAUUCAGCACCUGCUUGCAGAGAGCAACAAAGCAGGCCUCAAAGUGGUGUUCGACUUCUGUGAGCUGGAUCUGUUUGCAACUCAGGAAUCACCAGGAAAUGACACUGAACCCUAUUCCAUAGUUCAGUAUGCACUCCGGUUCUGGCUGGAGCAAGGGGUAGCAGGGUUUGCUAUCUGUGACACUGAUGCAGCAUAUUCAGAAAAGACUCUACUGGAGUGGAGAGUAGUAAUCAAGGAAUUCAGCAGUCAGGGGGAGGAAAGGAUUGUAUUGGUGAAGCAGAUGGGCGAUUUCCUACCUAGUCUUGGCAACUCCAGCUCCAACGAUACACUGGUGGAAGUGGUCAUGAAGACAAUUCUGCCACCUACACAUCACCACCUGUCAGCACAGGAAGUGGCUCUUGCCAUAGAGACACGCCUGCAGAUGACUAAAGAUGAUUUAUGGCCCAGUUGGGCGGUUGGAGGUAAAGCAUCCUUUGGUUUGCAAAAUUUACUUAUGGUACUUAUGAUGACUCUGCCUGGAUCUCCUGCGGUCCAGUACGGUGAAGAAAUCAGCCAUGCACAGAACAAGUCUUUGAAUUCGGGCUGGUUGCAUGAAGGAGAGCAACUAGUUGAAAUGCAAAAGCCCCAUGUGGGCAAAAUGAAAUCAGAGCAUUCCCCUUUGGCGCUCUUCACUUCCCUCAGUAACUCUCGAGCCAGAGAGGAAGCCCUCCUCUAUGGAAGCUUCACUUUUCUCCCCUUCAACACCACUUCCCUCUCCUCAUCCAACUCCACUCUUUCCUCGCCUCCCCUUUUUCUGGCCUUCCUCCGCUCCUGGGGUUGUGUUCACUUCCUCGUCCUGCUCAACAUCGGGCCUGAGUCUCAUGCCCUGGACCCAGCCUGGGCCCACACUCUGCCAAAUGUUGGGGUAUUUGUGACCAGUACAAGACUGAACCGUGUGGGGUCCACCUCCCUGGACACAGUGAAACUACAGCCACGAGAGGCCAUAGUCAUCAAACUGUUUGAGGCGGGAAGCUACUCCUAGAUCAUGGCCUGGAAAAGCACCCAGCAGGGUGGAGAUGCAGGCGCUGACAUAUUAUGAGCAUUGACGGCUCUGUUCUCACAGAAUUGAACUUGAAACGACCAAAUAAAUGUAUU
Molecule: messenger RNA, 1640 nt
Organism: Lampris incognitus (smalleye Pacific opah)
Lineage: Eukaryota; Metazoa; Chordata; Actinopteri; Lampriformes; Lampridae
Product: 4F2 cell-surface antigen heavy chain
Exons: 9
Coding region: 1-1527 (508 amino acids)
Biological process (GO): carbohydrate metabolic process; amino acid transport
Source: RefSeq, a predicted model, not a curated record